Messenger RNA from Anopheles coustani, 1895 nucleotides. RefSeq names its product uridine-cytidine kinase-like 1. Lineage: Eukaryota; Metazoa; Arthropoda; Insecta; Diptera; Culicidae. Gene Ontology annotation, molecular function: ATP binding; kinase activity. The record is from RefSeq and is a predicted model, not a curated record. The transcript has 7 exons. Gene Ontology annotation, cellular component: cytoplasm. The coding region runs from base 73 to 1770 and encodes 565 amino acids.
GGUAUUUUUCCUGAUGUCAAAUCGUGCCGUACACAGAAUUGAAUCUGCACGCUAGUUUGUGAAAAGAGAAAUAUGUCGGUCAAUCAGCUUAAUGCACCACCAAGUUCUGCAUCAUCCGACAGUGACGCAAGUGAACCGAAGGAGUGCGAAGUCCUCGAUUUCAACACUGGUGUACAUUCGAGCGACAGUGGAUAUGAUGCAGAGAUCCCCCCGGACUGCUGCCCGGCCUCGCCGGCCACGGUGCCAUCGAAAACGACACGUUCGAAUUCGUUCGCCUCGCAGCUUCGCUCUCCGAAACCACGUCGUCAACGGACCACUUCCGUUAAUCAGAAUACCAUCAAUUCGAACGAAGCUAUCAUUCGCUCGAACAAUCGUACGAUCUAUACGGCGGGUCGGCCACCCUGGUACAACUGCGCUGGUCAGCAGGUGGAACCGUUCGUAAUAGGAAUUUGUGGCGGAAGUGCAUCGGGUAAAACUACCGUUGCACAGAAGAUCAUAGAAAGCUUGGACGUACCAUGGGUUACUCUGUUGUCGAUGGAUUGCUUCUACAAGAUACUUAACGAUAAACAGCAUGAACAGGCAAAUCGCAAUGAGUACAACUUUGAUCAUCCGGAUGCCUUUGAUUUGGAGUUGAUGAAAGAUGUCUUGCAAAGGCUCAAGGAAGGUCGAAAGGUUGAGGUGCCUGUGUACAAUUUUGUCUCGCACUCCAGAGAACAGCAUACGAAAACCAUGUACGGCGCAAAUGUUAUCAUUUUCGAGGGCAUUCUAACGUUCCAUAGCAAGGAAAUUCUCAAGAUGCUCGAUAUGAAAGUUUUUGUCGAUACUGACGCAGACAUCCGACUGGCGCGACGCCUUAAGCGAGACAUCCAGCAGCGUGGACGUGAUUUGGAAGGUGUACUUAAACAAUAUUCGACCAUGGUGAAGCCGGCAUACAGUUGCUAUAUUGCCCCCACAAUGGCACAUGCUGACAUUAUAGUGCCACGCGGUUCUAGCAACAUUGUUGCAAUUCAGCUUAUCGUACAGCACGUACACACACAGCUGCAGUUGCGUGGGUUUAAACUAAGAGAGGCGUUGGCUCAUUCGUACAUUGGGCAACCGAUGCCGGAUUCGCUGAAACUGCUCCCAACCACCCCGCAGGUCAAAGGACUUCACACGUUUAUUCGCAAUGCAAACACAGCACGUGAUGAGUUCAUAUUCUAUUCGAAGCGCUUGAUUCGGUUGGUACUAGAGUAUGCACUCAGCUUACUGCCGUUCCGAGCGGUCGAAGUCGAGACACCGCAGAACGUACCGUACAAGGGUAAACGUUUGGCUUGUCAAAAGAUUUGCGGCGUAUCGAUCCUGCGUGCCGGAGAAACCAUGGAGCAGGCUGUAAGUGAUGUCUGCAAGCACAUCCGCAUCGGAAAGAUUUUAAUUCAAACGAAUCAACUUACUGGAGAGCCAGAGCUGUACUACUUAAGGCUUCCAAAGGACAUAAAAGAUUACCGUGUUGUACUUAUGGACGCCACCGUUGCUACGGGAGCGGCAGCAAUCAUGGCCAUUCGGGUGCUAUUGGAUCACGAUGUUCCCGAGGAGAACAUACUUCUGGUGUCGUUGCUAAUGGCGGAAAUUGGUGUCCACUCGAUAGCGUACGCUUUUCCAAAAGUUCAGAUCGUUACGUCCGCCCUUGAUCCGGAGAUCAAUGAAAAGUUUUACGUCAUCCCCGGCAUAGGCAACUUUGGCGAUCGUUACUUUGGUACUGAACCGACCGACCCGAACUUGCUGUAUGAGUAACCCGGAACAGAGGGUGGUGCAGUCAGAAAGUGAGUGUUGCGAAAUAGGCAAUAAACUUUUCUCUUCUGCGCAAUUUCUGUUAUGCUUAAAACUAAAUUUGACAUGUUCCGAUACAUAGGACAACU